Molecule: messenger RNA, 2159 nt
Organism: Carica papaya (papaya)
Lineage: Eukaryota; Viridiplantae; Streptophyta; Magnoliopsida; Brassicales; Caricaceae
Source: RefSeq, a predicted model, not a curated record
AGUUUAAGAAUUUCCACAUCUACUAUGCACAACCCAUCUCUGUCAUCCAAACACCCCUUUUAAUUUUGCACAACACUCCUACACUCUCUCCCUUUCUCUCACAACGCUUCCACUUUUCUUUCUCCUCGUUCAAAUGUAGAGAGAAAAUUAUACUGUCAACAUACGAAUCCCAGCUUCUGCUUCUUCUUUUUUUUGCACAGACCGAGAAGCGGAGAGAGACAGAGAGAGAGAGAGAGUAAUUGGGAUUUAACUAAACUAAUGUCUUCUACCUAUAGUCCAUGUCGGAGCCCUGGGAGCUCCCGGUUGCAGCAUCUGGGCGUUGGAGGGGUCUCGAGGUUGAGAUCUUCCUCGCUCAAGAAGCCGCCUGAGCCGUUGCGCCGAGCCGUCGCCGAUUGUCUCUCGUCGUCGGCUUCUUCGGGCAGCUCGAUACAGGGGAGUCCUUCCUUGGUCGUAUCUGAAGCUGCCAGGACUCUUCGGGACUAUCUGGCAGCGUCAACAACGACUGACCUGGCCUAUAGUGUAAUUUUAGAGCACACCAUCGCAGAGAGGGAGCGCAGCCCGGCAGUUGUUUCGAGGUGUGUGGCACUUUUGAAGCGUUACCUUUUACGUUAUAAGCCUAGUGAGGAGACAUUACUGCAGAUAGAUCGAUUUUGUGUGAAUACGAUUGCUGAGUGUGAUAUCAGCCCAAAGCGAAAACUGUCACCUUGGUCACGGUCUUUAAAGCAACAAUCUGGUGGAUCAACAACAUCAUCAUCAUCAUCAACAACAAUGUCGUCUACAACUGCUUCUCCUUUACCAGUGGCUAGUUUUGCUUCUGGGGCAUUGGUGAAGUCAUUGAAUUAUGUUCGUUCUCUUGUAGCUCAACACAUUCCAAAACGGUCAUUCCAGCCCGCAGCUUUUGCUGGAGCUAGUCUUGCAUCAAGGCAGGCACUACCAUCAUUGUCAUCAUUGCUGAGUAGAUCCUUCAAUUCCCAAUUAAGUCCUGCUAAUGCUGGAGAGUCUUCAGAGAUUAAGGAUGCCGCAACUUUAUCAGUUUCAAAUUUAUCAAAUAUUGAAGAAGCUGAUGCAAUAGAAUCUAUUGAGUAUAUAGCACCUGAUGUUCUGAAAUGGCGCUGGAUUGGGGAACAGAAACCAUCAUCUAUUUUUUCUGAAAGUGAUCGUGCAGCAAGUCUUCAAGACAUGAACACUCAUAACUUCCUAGAAGUAGGUGCAGCUGCUCUUCUUGUGGGAGACAUGGAAGCAAAAAUGAAGGGUCAGCCUUGGAAAUAUUUUGGAACUGCUGAUAUGCCUUAUCUUGAUCAACUGUUACAGCCUUCUUCAGUUGCAACCAUUACAAAUUCAGCCUCUGCCCGUCCCCAUUUGAGAGCAAUAACAUCAUCUAAACGCACUAAAUUGGGAUCUCAUCAAAUUUGGGAAGAUUCCCCUGUAAGUACUUUUCGUCCUCGUCCUCGACCGCUCUUCCAAUAUCGUCACUAUAGUGAACAGCAGCCUUUACGCUUGAAUCCUGCUGAGGUCUGUGAAGUUAUUGCUGCAGUUUGCUCCGAGACAUAUUUUCCAAAUGCUAAUGUCAUGACCGUAUCAUCUCGAAAGCCAUCAGUUGAUGUGGCUGUGAGCGUCCUUAUUAAGCUUGUUAUUGACAUGUAUGUCUUGGAUUCUGGGACUGCUGCUCCUCUCACACUUUCUAUGCUUGAGGAAAUGCUUACUUCUCCAAAACCAGCUUGUAGGAUACGCCUUGAUUUAAUUUUGAAUCUUGGGGUCCAUGCUCACUUGUUAGAGCCAAUGAUAACUGAUGAUACUUCCACCAUUGAAGAAGGGUAUGUCUCAGAAUCGUUUUUUGAGAAUGAAGAUCAGCUCAUAACACAAGGGAAAAGGAAAACAAAUUUGGUUAAAGUUCUGGGUGCUUCUGCUGCUAUUGAUAAGUUUGAGUCUUGGAUUUUGAACAUUUUAUAUGAAAUAUUACUCCUCCUUGUUCAGGUACACUUUAUCAACAGCCUUCCUUCCAUUGCAUCUCUUAAGUAGCUUCCCUAUGCGUUGCAUAAUUUUUCUCCUUGUUCAUACUGGAAGUUUAUAUACUACUUGAACGACACCAUAGGUUCUAAAUUGUGCAAUAUGUUUGUAUAAUGCUUUAGAUUUCGAUAGGCAAGUAGAUAAACAAGUAC